Ananas comosus (pineapple) is the source of this 1890-nucleotide messenger RNA. Its product is annotated as arogenate dehydratase/prephenate dehydratase 2, chloroplastic-like. The record is from RefSeq and is a predicted model, not a curated record. Gene Ontology annotation, cellular component: chloroplast; cytoplasm. Gene Ontology annotation, biological process: L-phenylalanine biosynthetic process. Gene Ontology annotation, molecular function: arogenate dehydratase activity; prephenate dehydratase activity. Bases 139 to 1356 code for a protein of 405 amino acids. Lineage: Eukaryota; Viridiplantae; Streptophyta; Magnoliopsida; Poales; Bromeliaceae. The transcript has a single exon.
GAGUCGCCUUAUUAAACAAUUCCCCAAAGUCGCCCAAACGCAACCACCAUUCUCUCCAUCAUCCCCCUUCUUCUUCUUCUUCUUCUUCUUCUUCUUCUUCUUCUUCUCCCCAAAAUCCCCCCAAAAUUCGCCAUCGCCAUGGCGUGCGCUCUCCCCAAUCCCUUCUCCACCGCCACCGCCGCGGCGGCAGCGGGGUGGAACGGGGAGAAGAAGCUGCACCACCAGCAGCGGCAGGUCUUCCUCUUCGGCUCCGGUAGAUCUCGCAAAGCCUCGCACAUGGCGGCGGCGGUGGUGGCCGCGGCGGCGCCGGGGAUCAAUGGGUCGGCGGCGGCGCCGGGGAUCAACGGGUCGGCGGCGGCGUCAGCGCCGGGGAUCGACGGGUGGGCGGCGGAGGCGGCGCAGAUGGAGCGGCUGCGCGUGGCGUUCCAGGGGGCGCGGGGCGCGUACAGCGAGUUCGCGGCGAAGACGGCGUUCCCGGAGUGCGAGACGGUGCCGUGCCGGGCGUUCGCGGACGCGAUCGCGGCGGUGGAGCGGGGGGCGGCGGACCGGGCGAUCGUGCCGGUGGAAAGCACGAUGGAGGGGACGGCGCUGCGGAACUACGACCUGCUGCUCCGGCACGACCUGCGGAUCGUGCGGGAGAUCAGCCUGUUCGUGCAUUACUGCCUGCUGGCCAUGCCCGGGGUGCGCCCCGCCGAGCUCCGGCGCGUGAUCAGCCACCCGAUGGCCCUCGCCCACUGCGGCCGCGCCCUCUCCCUCCUCGGCCUCCGCCGCGAGCCCGUCGAGGACACCGCCGGCGCCGUCGAGAUGCUCCGCUCCCGCCGCCUCCUCGACACCGCCGCCAUCGCCAGCCCCCGCGCCGCCCUCCUCUACGGCCUCGACGUCCUCGCCCACGGCCUCCAGGACGAGUCCUGGAACGUCACCCGCUUCCUCAUGCUCUCCAAAGACGACCACCACCAUGAUCAUGAUCACCACCGCUGCGACGGGAGCAACAACAACAACAACAACAACAACAACAAGAGCAGCAAGAAGAAGAAGACGAGCAUGGUGAUCGCCCACCGCGGGGGGUCGAUGGUGGUGCUGCUGAGGGUGCUGUCCGCCUUCUCCAGGCGCAACAUCAACCUGACCAAGCUGGAGGUGAUCAACUCGCCCGCCGAGGGCGCCGCCCCCGUCAUGAUCCUCGACGUGCGCGGCCGCGGCUCCCUCCGCGCCUUCCCCCACGUCCUCUACGUCGACUGCGAGGGCUCCGCCCACGACCCCAACGUCCGCGACGCCAUCGACGACAUCUCCCGCUUCUCCGUCUUCGUCCGCAUCCUCGGUUCCUACGCCGCCGACCCCAACAUCUACGACCUCCAUUGAUCCACAACACCACAACACAAUUACUCCCUCCUCCUCCUCCUCCUCCUCCUCCUCCUCCUGCCUCCCCUGUUUUAAUUUGUACAGAAAUAAUAAUCAUCACUUGCUCUGCUCCUCCUCCUCCUCCUCCUCCUCCUCUGUACGUACGUACGUAAGAAAGACCCUCCCUCUCUGUAAUGCGGGGUAUCAGCAGCAUCGGUCCUAAGCUCGCUCGCUCGCUCGCUCGCUCGUUCAAAUGUUCAGACUGUUUCCAAGCUGAGCUGUUUUCUCGUACAAAUAUCAUUUGUGCUCUGUAAUCCCAGGUUUGUAUUGCUCUUUUCCUAUUUUUAUCUACAAAGUGCGAUUGCCUACAAGAGCUCGGUACUCUAGUUUCUCUUGAUUGUUUUCGAAUGUUAGUGUUUCCUACUUAUGGCAAUUGAUGUUUAUCCGAGAGGACGCGCGCAUUAUAUAUUAUUAUACUUAUGAUUUGAACUUUUCUAUACUGGAAAAAAAAAAAGAGAAGAAAAUAAAUGUUUUGGAAAAGAAAUGUUUUGGCGA